AUGGGAUCAAAGACCCCUGAAGGACAUCAGCAAACUCCCGAUGGAAACUCCAAUGGGCUCAAAACUGCUAAUGGAGACCCUCAAAUCACCCAAAAGGGUUCGGGCUCAGCAGACUUGGAUCGUGGAGUCGUCAGUGACGAUGACGGCGACGACGAUGAUGACGACGAUGGGCAAGGAGCUGCUGCCGGGCAACCAGAAAAGAAGAAGAAGCGUAAAAGGUCCAAAAAGAAGAAAGGCAAGAAAGCUGUCCUCUCUGAGACUCCGACAGAACAAACAUCUCCUCCGAGCGUGUUGGUGUCUAAGUUGUUCCCAGCCGAGAAGUAUCCAAUCGGAGAACUUGCACCGUAUGUAAACACGUCCCGUACUACGGAUGAAGAGACACGUUAUAACUCCCGUCUCUGGAGCGACAACUUCCUCACCGAGUAUCGCCAGGCAGCCGAGAUCCAUAGGCAAGUCCGUCAAUAUGCUCAGUCAGAACUGAUAAAGCCUGGUGCAACCCUUCAAUCAAUCGCCGAAGGGAUCGAAGAUGGUGUUCGCACACUUUCCGGUCAUCAAGGCCUGGAGACCGGCGACUCAUUGUAUGCCGGCAUGGGAUUUCCAACAGGCCUUUGUCUCAACAAUGUUGCGGCUCAUUGGACUCCGAAUCCUGGUGGAAAAGACGUCGUUCUAGACAAGAGCGAUGUGUUGAAGGUGGACUUUGGGGUCCAUGUCAACGGUCGCAUUGUGGACAGCGCUUUUACGAUUGCGUUUGACCACACUUAUGACAAUCUUCUUACCGCUGUGAAAGAGGCUACAAAUACUGGGAUCAACGAGGCAGGUAUUGAUGCUCGAAUGGGUGACAUUGGAGCGGCAAUCCAAGAAGUCAUGGAGAGCUAUGAGGUUGAAAUCAAAGGAAAGACGUUCCCAGUGAAAGCAAUUCGCAAUAUCACGGGUCACGACAUCUUGCAGUACCACAUUCAUGGAGGCAAGCAGAUUCCGUUUAUCAAGAACAACAAUCGAGAUAAAAUGGAGGAAGGUGAGGUCUUCGCCAUCGAGACCUUCGGGAGCACAGGCAAGGGAUUUUUGAACGAUGAAAUUGGUGUUUACGGCUACGGUAGACAGUCAGACGUCUCUGCCGCCAAUCUCCACCUCGCCUCUGCAAGAUCACUCCUCAAAACCAUAGAUGCCAAUUUCGGGACGAUAGUUUUCUGUCGUCGAUACCUUGAGCGACUUGGAGUGAGGGGCUAUCAUCUGGGAAUGAGGGAUCUUAUGAACCACGGCAUCGUGGAGUCGUACGCCCCACUUGUCGAUAUCAAAGGCUCAUAUACGGCCCAAUUUGAACACACGAUUCUCCUCCACAGUGGAGGAAAGGAGGUCAUCAGCCGCGGGGAUGAUUACUAA
This is a messenger RNA of Mollisia scopiformis, 1380 nucleotides long. RefSeq names its product methionine aminopeptidase 2-like protein. Gene Ontology annotation, biological process: proteolysis. NCBI's taxonomy places the organism in Eukaryota, Fungi, Ascomycota, Leotiomycetes, Helotiales, Mollisiaceae. The record is from RefSeq and is a predicted model, not a curated record. The transcript has 7 exons. Gene Ontology annotation, molecular function: metalloaminopeptidase activity. The coding region runs from base 1 to 1380 and encodes 459 amino acids.